This is a messenger RNA of Prunus mume (Japanese apricot), 672 nucleotides long. RefSeq names its product putative F-box protein At3g25750. The record is from RefSeq and is a predicted model, not a curated record. Gene Ontology annotation, molecular function: protein binding. Lineage: Eukaryota; Viridiplantae; Streptophyta; Magnoliopsida; Rosales; Rosaceae.
AUGGAAUCAGAUUGGGAAAGUUUGCCUGAGGAGCUUUUAGAUUUAGUUUUCAAGAGACUAGUGUUACAUUUAGAUUCUUUACGAUUCGCUGCUGUUUGCAAGUCAUGGUAUUGGGUAUCAAAGAAUAAGCAAAUCGACAGUGUUCCAAUGCUCUUGAUUCCUGAUAGACAAAAAGAUACAUGGAAUUUAUGUGAUGUGACAAAUGAUAAGGUCCUCAAAAUGCAGUUAAGAUGGAUGAAGAAGCGAUUUUGUGGGUCUUCAAAAGGAUGGUUAAUAGUUUGCGAUGAAAAUUUUGUGGUAACCUUAAUAAAUCCAUCAUUCAUGGUUAAGGGGAGAAAAGAGAAAGAAAAUUUUAUCAUUCGUCUGCCUCCACUAAAUCCUCCAGGUCAAUACCGCAGAAGUGCUCAUGCUAAACAUUGUGAAUAUUUUGUUUACAAGGCGACGAUUUCAGCAGAUCCAAUAUCAAAUGCAAAUGAUUGCAUUGUUGCGAUAAUAUAUGAGCCAAGGUGUGAAUUGGCUUUUAUUAGACUUGGAGACAAUAAAUGGACAUACUUUGAUCGAACUGGUUAUGAAAUAUGGUCCCUUUAUGAAGAUAUUGCUCAAAUUGGAGACACAAGUUAUGUUGUUUCAUCUUCUAAGAGCCAGCUUAUUACUUUUGAAUAUACUACUUAG